Molecule: messenger RNA, 1213 nt
Organism: Dermacentor silvarum
Lineage: Eukaryota; Metazoa; Arthropoda; Arachnida; Ixodida; Ixodidae
Exons: 3
Coding region: 442-1077 (211 amino acids)
Biological process (GO): regulation of transcription by RNA polymerase II
Cellular component (GO): transcription regulator complex; nucleus
Molecular function (GO): DNA binding
Source: RefSeq, a predicted model, not a curated record
GUCUGCGAUCAAGCGUUUUGAGACUCCUAGUGCACGCAGUCACCGGACUAACAAUCUCCGAGUCUAUAGUUCGAGUAUAUUAUAAUCUUCACAGUUCCCGCGCAAUGACGCUGCGAUCAGUGGCGCGUCCUUGCUAUGCCGAUUGACGCUUUCGGCGCAUCUUCUGACGCAUCGAAAUGCUGUGGUCGACACCAUUUAAACAGAGAUGCUGAGACUUGUCGUCCCUUGCGUGCCCGGAUAGAGGCCUUCAAGCAACUUCAGUACAAGCAAGCAGUACGGCGGUGGCAGCUGCGGCCCGGCCUGUGCCGCCGUGUCCUCCCUGGCGGCAUGGCGAAAGAGGAAGAUGAACCCAGGCGCGUGCCACGAGCCGAGCGCACGGGCUGAGGAGAGGGAAACAAAGACGAGACGACGACGACGUCGAUCAGUCCGCUCCGCCGCUCGAUGCUGCGCAUGGCGUCUUUCAACGAGCGGCUCGUCCACGAGGUCAAGAAGCACAAGCAGCUGUGGGACCAGCACUCCAAGCUUCACAAGGAGGCCGGCUUCCGAGAGGCCGCCUGGAUGGACAUCGCCACAGCCCUGGCAGUCAGCGUGGAGGAAUGCCAGACCCGCUGGCGCACCAUCCGGGACACAUACCUGAAGCGUAAGAAGCGGCGCCGCACCGACGCCAAGGGCCAGUGGAACGUGCUUGACAGGGAACUCUCCUUCCUCGACGAGUUCCUCCGCCCGCGCACGAGGCGCUGUUCCCUGCGUGCUCUCUCGAUGCCUGCCGUCAAGAGCGAGCUUCCCGACGGCGAACCCCACGAGGCCUCGGGGCCCGAGGAAGCCGCCGACAAUUGGGCGCCGCACCAGAAUACGCACCAGCAGCCGAUGGGCAUCCUCCCGCACCACCCAGAGGGCGGUGGGGCCGCUCUGCAGGAGCGCUCCGGGGACCCCGACGAGCUGUUCUGCCUGAGCCUGAUAGCGCAGCUCAAACGGCUCCUGCCGAGGGAUCGCAACUUGGCCAAGAUGAGGAUGCUCCGGGUUCUGCACAACCUCGAGUUUGGCCAGGUGGAGGGCGACGCGGACAUUGGCCCGUGAGAGAACCAACGGCGAACUGUUUUCAACCACGCAUACCUGUGCUCGUGUUUCUUUCAAGCCCCCUUCUGCCCUUUCUUUCUUGUUCUGCAGUAAAGGCAUGGAGUGUAUGUGUUGAAAGCGAACGUCGUUGAAUGCU